Cyphellophora europaea CBS 101466 is the source of this 3282-nucleotide messenger RNA. RefSeq lists its product as uncharacterized. The coding region runs from base 1 to 3282 and encodes 1093 amino acids. The transcript has a single exon. The record is from RefSeq and is a predicted model, not a curated record. NCBI's taxonomy places the organism in Eukaryota, Fungi, Ascomycota, Eurotiomycetes, Chaetothyriales, Cyphellophoraceae. Gene Ontology annotation, biological process: carbohydrate metabolic process. Gene Ontology annotation, molecular function: hexosyltransferase activity; UDP-glycosyltransferase activity.
AUGGCGCACGUUCAGACGCCUGGCGGCCCUGAUGCGAUCGACUAUGCCUUGCAGCAUUCCCCACCUCCCACUCCCCCUAGCAGUCAACAAUCCUCAACACCUCGAGUCGAUUCCGAUGCGACUUUGACAGAGGAGAAAGAUGAGGCGAAUACGCCAUCCCCAAUCCAACAAGAUGCCAGCCCGUUGCCGGCGCUAGAUCGCCCGGGUAUCCUGAAUCGAUAUGCUACAGAAAUAGCUGUGCCUGUCAAUCCAAGACCUGCCAUACUCAGGCAACAGAGGAGGUCUACGGGCGCGGGGAAUUCUACCAGAUUGGAGCUCACCGCAUCUAAUGUGGCCCCUCGACGGGCUGAAGAUCCGAAGUCUUCGUCCUCCGAGAACUCUUCAGAUGAUGAGUUGACCAUGCAAAAGAGCAAUACCGCACCUCCUCAUAGUCAGCUAUCGGCGAAACGGCUCAAUCAAGUGCGGAGAAGUCCAAAACAUGGAUCCCGGCAGCUGACUGUUGGCAAUGAGUACUUUCAAAGUCUUGGUCGCGUUGCAAAGGACGGACGGCUCAAGAUUCAUGUCAACGAAACUGUUGCCAAGUCAGGAUAUCUCAGCAAGGCAUUGGGCACAACUCUGUCUCGACACCUACGCCCCGAGGCCCAACAAGAAGCUGCAGCUGCAGAAAAACAGAAGAAUGCAUUCCAACAGUCCAAGCAAAACCUCCAGAUCCCUCGACUCAACAUCGUUAUCAUGGUGAUUGGAAGUAGGGGCGACAUCCAACCUUUUCUUGCCAUUGGCCGGAUACUCAGGGACAAAUAUCACCAUCGAGUACGAAUUGCAUCUCACCCAGCUUUCAGGGAUUUUGUGGAGAAAGAGAUCGGGCUGGAGUUCUUUUCUGUUGGAGGCGAUCCUUCAGAGCUCAUGGCAUUCAUGGUCAAGAAUCCCGGUUUGAUUCCCUCGCUGGAGACUAUUAAAGCCGGUGAGAUAGGCCGUCGACGGGAUUCAAUGUACGAGAUGUUCAAUGGCUUUUGGCGGGCUUGCAUCAAUACGACCGAUGACGAGCAUGAUAUGCCCAAUCUUCAGAUGAUGGGUGAAAAACUUCCCUUCAUUGCCGACGCCAUUAUCGCAAAUCCGCCAUCUUUCGCACAUUAUCACAUUGCAGAGAAACUGGGUAUUCCACUUCAUUUAGUGUUCACUUUUCCCUACACGCCGACCUCAUCGUUUCCACAUCCGCUAGCAAACAUCAAGUCAGCGAAUGUGGAAGACACCAAAUAUCUCAACUUUAUGAGUUACCCGCUGGUCGAUCUUAUGACAUGGCAAGGGCUUGGGGACCUGAUCAACAAAUUCAGAGUCAAGACGCUCAACUUGGAGCCGGUCAGUACAUUAUGGGCUCCAGGGCAGCUUAGCAGGCUGAAGGUGACAACCACCUACCUGUGGAGUCCAUCUUUGGUUCCAAAGCCGGAGGACUGGGGACCGGAAAUUGACAUUGCUGGAUACGUUUUCUUGGAUCUGGCCAAGUCAUACAAGCCUCCCGAAGACCUUGUUGCAUUCCUUCAGCGGUCCAGCGACGCCCGUCCCAUAGUUUAUAUCGGCUUUGGUUCAAUUGCUGGGAUAGACGAUGCUCGUGGGUUUGCUCGGAUGAUCUUCGAUGCCGUGGCUAAAGCUGACGUACGUGCAAUUAUCAGCCGAGGCUGGGGAGGCAUGGGCGACGGUAUGGACAAGCCAGCUGGAGUCUACCUCCUUGAUAACGUUCCCCACGAUUGGCUUUUCCCUCAAGUAGACGCAGUCGUUCACCAUGGCGGUGCAGGUACAACCGCUGCAGGCCUGAAAUUCGGGAAGCCCACAAUGAUUGUGCCCUUCUUCGGCGAUCAGCCAUUCUGGUCUUCGAUGGUAGCUAAAGCCGGCGCAGGUGCCAAGCAGGCCUGGCCGCUGAAGAAGCUGGACAGCGACAGGUUUGCUGAAGGCAUACGACAAUGUCUUGAGCCCGAUGCCAAAGAAAAGGCACAGGAAAUUGCGAAGAGCAUCGAAAAGGAAGGGGACGGAGCCGAGAACGCGGUUGAUUCAUUCCAUCGGUCCCUUCCGUUGGAUUCUAUGCGGUGUGGAAUCUUCCCUGAUCGCUUGUCUAUAUGGUCCGUCAAACAUACCAAUAUGCGCUUGAGUGUUCUGGCCGCAGAUUUGCUAGUCGAGAACAAGCAACUUCAAUGGCAGGAUGCGGAACUGAUUAAGCAUGUCAAUUGGAAAGAUUUUGCUGGGCCUGGGGAGCCGAUAACAGGUGCAGGUGGUGUCAUCGUCAAUGCUUUUCAGGAAGCAUUUGAGGGGCUUACCAGUAUUCACGAGACGACAAAACGUGACAUGGCCAAGCACCAGAAGAAACGAAGAAAAAAGAAGGGUUAUUCAGUUGAGGACGCUGUCGUGAUUCCGGGAAAUUUGGCUCAUGCGCUUCGGGGAGCCUCGACUGAGACUGCAAGGCGCGAUUAUGCCAGGAUGUCGGCGGAAAUGAAUCUGCACGGCGAAGCCGCUCCUCGCAGAACAUUCAUGAGUCCAUCGCGUCGUGGCAGUCAUGAAUCGAAUGAACUCAAGCUGACAAGAACCGACACGAAUCUGAGCCACACCCAUACUCCGGUGCUUAUCAUGAAGGAUGUGGGAAAGGGCCUAGGCCGGACUCUGAAGCCCAUUGUCAGAUUGCCCUCGAACAUGUUUUACGCCAUGACCUUGGGUUUGCGGAAUGCUCCUCGUCUAUACGGCGACAAGACGGUUAGGCCACCUCAUGACCCCAUCCAUGGAUUUCGUGAUGGCCUCGAAGUUGCGGGGCAAGAGUUCUGGUUCGGUAUCUAUGAUGGCGUGACUGGCCUGGUGCGAAUCCCAUACCUAGAAGUGUCCGAGGAUGGGGCCAUGGGUCUUCCCAAGGGUAUCGCACGUGGCAUCGGCGGCUUGGCAUUGAAACCGACGGCGGGAGCUAUGGGUCUGUCAGCUUAUACCGUCAAGGGUAUUCAGAUGAGCCUGCGGAAAAAGUACAGAGACAUCCGGCGAACUGAACGCUGGAUACGAAGAGCACGAAUGUCUCAAGGCGCCAAAGCGGUGCAGGAGCUCAAGACACAGGGAUUGACGAGUGGUCAGCGUGGUCCUCCUGACGCGAGACACUCUGGCUCAGAAUUGGAGCGAAUGAGAACUAAGGUGCUGACACAAUGGUCAACACGAGGCCUGCUUGCCACGGGCGAGAACGCGGGGACCAAUGGUCACGCUGUCGGCACGUCUCAGCAGAAGCCUCCAAGGUCACCGAAAAAGGCGGAAACAUUCUGA